Molecule: messenger RNA, 2372 nt
Organism: Melanaphis sacchari
Lineage: Eukaryota; Metazoa; Arthropoda; Insecta; Hemiptera; Aphididae
Product: dystrobrevin beta-like
Exons: 17
Coding region: 300-2372 (690 amino acids)
Biological process (GO): synaptic signaling
Cellular component (GO): plasma membrane; synapse
Molecular function (GO): zinc ion binding
Source: RefSeq, a predicted model, not a curated record
GUAUCGCAUUUUAGUCAUUAAUCACAUGCUACCUAGUUGUAGUGUCUACUGUGUUACAACUGUUGUUUGUUUUGAUUAUGGUCUGAUAAAAUCGUGGGCGGAUAAUGAUAUGUUGUGUGUCUUUAAUUUAAGUUUUAUUAUUUUUACUGUUUAGAAUUUUAGAAUUUAAAGUCUUAUAGAUAGUCUAGUUUAAUAGUCUUUUUAGCUCGAGAGGAUUAUCAAAUUUAUUAUUUAAUAUUAUGAUCACUUUCUGUUCCUGAAUUAAUCAUAUUAUAUUUAUUAAUUCGUUUAAAACCACCAUGACUGCUGAUAGAAGAACUACAGACUAUCGUUUACAACUUUUACAAGAAAUGCGAUGUCAGAAUUAUGAUAUGAUACGUUUUGCAUCUUAUAGAACGGCAUGUAAACUUAGAUAUGUGCAAAAAAAAGUUUAUUUACACAUGAUUGAUAUAUGGAAUGUAAUCGAAGCAUUUCGUGAAAAUGGAUUAAAUACACUAGAGUCUCACGUCGAAGUAAAUGUUUCCAAAUUUGAGACGCUUUUAACUAGUCUGUAUCUUAAUUUGAAUAAACGAUUACCAACUCAACAACGUGUACAUGAUGAUUUAUUAACUACAAUUCUUCUGAAUUGGAUUAUGUCAGUUUAUUCUGCUAAUGAUACUAUGGGAAGAAUAAGAGUAUUAUCUAUAAAAGUAGCUUUGGUUACAAUGUGUUCAGGGAAACUCAUGGAUAAACUUAGAUAUAUAUUUUCGCAAAUAUGUGACCAAAAUGGACAUAUGGUAGCUUGGAAAUUUCGAGAAUAUUUACAAGAAGUAUUAGUACUUCCUUCAGCUGUAUAUGAAUCACCUUCUUUUCAUUAUAGUGAUCAGAUAUCAGCUGAAAUAUUUUCUGGGAAUGGUAAAGUAACUGUAAAUGAUUUUAUGGAUUCAAUGAUGUCAGAUCCUGGACCGGCUUGUCUUGUAUGGUUACCAUUAUUGCAUCGAUUAGCUAGUGUUGAAAAUGUUACUCAUCCUAUUUCUUGUGAUGCUUGUCGACGUGAUAAUUUUACUGGAUUUCGAUAUCGUUGUCAAAAAUGUCAUAAUUUUCAAAUGUGUCAAGAAUGCUUUUGGAGAGGACGAGUUGCAUCUAGUCAUACAAUUGAACAUGAUGUUAAAGAGUAUACUAGUUAUAAAUCUCCAAGUAAACAAAUUGGACAUUCUCUUCGAAAAUCAUUUCGUUGUGUACCAGAAAAAGAAAAGGCUAAUAUACCUCGCUUUCCUGAGGAACCAGAAAAGACUAUUAAUUUAUCUCAUAUAAUACCUCCAUCACCUUUACCAUGCCAUAAUGGUUUUUCUGAAUUAUCUAUUAGUAGUCAAUUUAAUACAUUGGAUAGUAAAACAAGUUCAAGAAGCCCUGAUAAGCGCACAAUGAGUUUAGAUUAUACUUCAAUGGAUGAUGAACAUAAAUUAAUUGCACGUUAUGCUGCACGACUAGCUGCUGAAGCUAAAGUAGGCAGAGCUCCAUCAGAAGGUUCUUUAAGUUUGGAUACUUCUAGAGCUCAAAGAGAACUUAUUAUUCAACUUGAAUCUAAAAAUAGAGAAAUUAUGAAAGAAAUUUCAAGACUUAGAAAACAACAAGAAAUGGAAGGUUUUUGUUCUGGAUUAUCUGAAGAUAAUCCAGCACUUAUGAGUGAGCUUCGGGCAUUGAGAAAUAGAAAACAUGAAUUAGAAUCACAUUUAACAUCUUUACAGGAUUCUAGAAGACAAUUAAUGGACCAAUUGGAAGGAUUAAUGAAACUUCUGAAAAAUCAUCAAGGGUCUCCACGUUCAACUCCAAAUUCAUCACCACGCUCAACUAAAUCUCCUCCUUCCUCUAAAUCAGCUCCUCCUACACCCGGUGGAACGCUGACUUCAGCUUCAUCACUGUCUAUCAUGUCUAUAUCUGACUCAUUAAUGGCUGGAGAUGUAAGAUCAGCAUUUACUGGCAACUCUUUAGCAUGUACGCCUGUUAGUACAUCUAGUUCAAAUUCUGGUACAAGUGGUUCUGUGACAAAUGUCAAUCGAAGUUUAAGAAACGAUUUAUUAGUGGCUGCAGAUUCAGUAACAAAUGCUAUGUCAUCAUUAGUGAAGGAGUUAAACUCGGAUAGCCCAGUGAAUGAAAAUAUAUCCAACUCUGCAAUUCUCAAACCAUUAGGCUAUAAUAAAAAAGAAGAUGAAAAUAUAAAAAUUAAUAAAGAUUUUAGGAGUGAUAGUUUAUCUAGAAGUCAAUAUAAUAAGGCGAAGAUGCAAAAUAAUCAAACAGAUAGUUGUACAUCUCCUGCUAAUAUGAGACGUACUACUAAUUCUGGUUCAAAAACUAAUUCUCCAGAAACUGAUUCAAUGACAAGAUGGCGAUAA